UAUUUUUGCUUCUAUUUUUAUGGGUAUGUUUUAUUUAGGGUUUUAGCUCACAUUUCUUGAGAUCAAUACUGAAAAUCCUUUGGGAAUGCAUGGUGAGCUUGCAAUCGCCUUUGGUGAGCUGUUGAGGAAAUUAUGGUCCUCAGGGCGAACUACAAUUGCACCACGUGUUUUCAAGGGAAAAUUAGCUCGAUUUGCUCCCCAGUUCAGUGGCUAUAACCAGCAUGAUUCUCAAGAACUUCUUGCAUUCUUGUUGGAUGGACUGCAUGAGGAUUUAAAUCGUGUUAAACGAAAAUCUUACAUAGAAGCAAAGGAUUCAGAUGGUCGCCCAGAUAAGGAAGUUGCCGUUGAGUGUUGGAAAAAUCACAGGGCCCGGAAUGACUCAUUGAUAGUGGAUGUUUGCCAGGGUCAAUAUAAGUCGACACUGGUUUGCCCAGCAUGUGGAAAGAUUUCAAUCACUUUUGAUCCCUUCAUGUAUUUGUCGUUGCCUCUACCUUCAACUGCAACUCGGCAAAUAACCGUGACUAUGUUUUACGGCGAUGGAAGUGGUCUUCCUAUGCCAUACACUGUUAGUUUGCUAAAGCAAGGUUGCUGUAAAGAUCUUAGUGAACAACUAAGUAAUGCUUGUUGCUUGAAUGCCGAUGAGAUUCUUCUGCUUGCAGAGGUUUAUGAACAUAAGAUUUUUCGAUAUUUGGAAAACCCCUCAGAGCUAUUGGCUCCAAUUAAGGAGGAUAACCAUAUUGUGGCUUAUAGACUUUCUAAAAACGUCGUGGGAAGAUCCAGAGUUGAAAUAAUUCAUCGACCACAUGAAAAUGCCCGUCAGACAGAGUUAAGGGUUGUCAGGGAAAGCUUAUCGGUACCCCUUUUGUUACUUAUUUAAAAGAGCCAAUAUGUGGAGCCAAUGUUGAAGCCGCUAUUACUAGAUUGUUGUCACCUUUGAAGAGAACGCGUCCUUCAGUUAAGCUCCAGAAUGGUAAGGAAAAUGGAUUUGAAAAAGAGGUUAUUGAAGAACCAUCAAACAACUACAAUUCUAAGAACCUGUCAAUGGAUGAUGCAGAAGUAGAGGAAAAAUCCAGCGAAACGUUAUUUCUUUGUGUUGAAAGUAGUAACUUUUAGACUCCUUGAAUACUUAAAAUAAUAUUUUGUUGUUGAUGACAGUGUUGAAUGUUUUAAACUAAAUUCUGGAUUGUUAAUUCAAUGUAGAAUGUUCUUA
Molecule: messenger RNA, 1210 nt
Organism: Humulus lupulus (European hop)
Lineage: Eukaryota; Viridiplantae; Streptophyta; Magnoliopsida; Rosales; Cannabaceae
Product: putative ubiquitin carboxyl-terminal hydrolase 11
Exons: 6
Coding region: 86-877 (263 amino acids)
Biological process (GO): protein deubiquitination
Molecular function (GO): cysteine-type deubiquitinase activity
Source: RefSeq, a predicted model, not a curated record